AUGUCAGAUAACGUCGGUCUCUCCACGCCUCGUGGCAGUGGAACCUCAGGCUAUGUCCAGCGAAAUCUCGCCCAUAUCAAGCCGCGCGACUAUGGCGCUCCGUACCCCAAGGAUCUAGAUAGUCUGAGGCACAAGCAGCGCCAACCGGAUAAGGCCAUCCUGGAACAUGACCGAAAGCGGGAAGUAGAGGUGAAAGUAUUCGAACUGCGAGACAAGCUUGAGGAAGAGGAGGUCGACGAGGAUGAGAUUGAGGAUCGGUGCGACGCAUUGCGCAAGAAGCUAUUGGCCGAGAUGAAUUCUGGGAGGAGGGGUGCUGGCCCCCGGAGGCCUUUCAAGGAACACCAAGUACACGAGAUGGCCGAUGCGAAGAUCAAGGAGAGCGAGCGCCUGCGAAAAGCCUUGGGAAUCAGCUCCGACUACCAAGAGGGGAGCCACUGGAAGAAACAGGAAGAGAGACUACGGUCCGCUCUGGAGCAGGAGGCUGCAGCACAGGAGGACAGCAAGGACAAGGACUAA
Messenger RNA from Clonostachys rhizophaga, 516 nucleotides. Lineage: Eukaryota; Fungi; Ascomycota; Sordariomycetes; Hypocreales; Bionectriaceae. The record is from the annotation of a GenBank genome assembly.